Molecule: messenger RNA, 1811 nt
Organism: Wasmannia auropunctata (little fire ant)
Lineage: Eukaryota; Metazoa; Arthropoda; Insecta; Hymenoptera; Formicidae
Gene: DIP-eta
Product: neurotrimin
Exons: 10
Coding region: 44-1294 (416 amino acids)
Cellular component (GO): neuron projection
Source: RefSeq, a predicted model, not a curated record
CUCGUGUCGCGCUACACGCGAAUUGCGACCGCACGUGCGAGACAUGAUCAUGGGUGAGAAACGUGCCGUGCUGUGCCCGCGCCGACGACAGGUGCCCCUUCUGGUAGUGACCACUCUCCUGGUGGGCGUGCGUACGGAGCUUGUCGAUCCUAAAUUCAAGGAGCCAAUAGCCAAUGUAACCGCGCCGGUGGGAAGGGAAGCCAUUCUCUCCUGCGUAGUUCAAGAUCUCGCCGGAUACAAGGUGGCAUGGCUGCGUGUCGAUACGCAAACCAUUUUAACGAUAGCGAGCCACGUGAUCACGAAGAAUCACAGGAUCGCGGUUUCCCACAGCGACCACCGAACGUGGUUCCUUCACAUACGGGAAGUGCGAGAGUCCGAUCGAGGCUGGUACAUGUGUCAGAUAAACACGGAUCCCAUGAAGAGCCAGAUCGGUUAUCUCGAAGUGGUCGUGCCGCCCGAUAUUCUGGACUAUGACACCAGCACGGACAUGGUGGUGAUGGAGGGACGAAACGUGACUCUGCGUUGCGCCGCGACCGGCUCCCCGGCGCCUAACAUCACCUGGCGGCGCGAGGACGGUCAGCAAAUUCAGCUCGGGAACACGGAGGAAGUUAGCAGCGUGGACGGCCCGAGCUUCAAUAUCACAAAAGUGAACCGGCUACAUAUGGGUUCCUAUUUAUGCAUCGCGUCCAAUGGCGUGCCCCCCUCCGUCAGCAAAAGAAUAAUGCUCACUGUGCACUUUCCGCCGAUGAUCUGGGUGCAGAAUCAGUUGGUCGGCGCCCAUGAAGGUCAGAAACUGACCCUCGAAUGCUAUUCAGAGGCAUUCCCGAAGUCUAUCAAUUAUUGGACCAGAGAUCAGGACAAGAUUGUGCCGCAGGGAGGAAAAUACGAACCGGUGCUGAAAGAUAACGCGUACAAAAUACACAUGAAGCUGACGAUAAACUCCGUCAGCCCGACGGAUUACGGCUCGUAUAAAUGUGUGUCCAGGAACUCGCUGGGCGACACUGACGGCAGCAUUAAAGUCUAUCCAAUAUCGAGCUCCAAUUCCAACAGCACCAAGUACAAAGGUAAAGCGAGGCAUAAUUCAGGGAACAAUAACAUCCUGGAGGGAAAUCAAGACAUGCUAAAGGAACGAGAUCUGAAACUACGAGGCCGUAAGGAGAACGGCGGCGACGUAGCGGACUACGACGAAUCCAGCGCAACCAGCAACGGCAGCUCGUCCCUGCUGGUGAUCCUCGUCGCGCUGUGCCUGUGCCUCCACCAUCGUCCGCAGAUGCGAACGCUGCACCCGGCCUGAGAUCCACCCACGACGGUCCUGCACGCCAUCGCACGCGUAAUCCGAUCAUCGAGCCAUCAUCAUCGUGACUUUGUACAUCCACUUGUAAAAUCCAUCGCUCAGGGACUUCCGUCGAGGAUGAAUAUCGUCGAGGACUGCGUUGACCACUUUAAACUUAAAACGAUAGGAUAAUAAUAUUAUAAAUAUAGCGUUUUAGCGGCGGGCUUAGCCCCCUUUCCCCGCCCUCGGCUGCUGGCGCCGCCGCGCGGAGAGAGUUCGCUAAGGGAGGAUUACGACUUAAGGGACAGUCAUUACCGCGGACAGUUUCGAAACCAGAGUUCGGCUGGCGGCAAAUCUACCCCAUGCGGCCGGAAUCACGGUUACAAUGUUGGGGAAACGCCUGAUUUAUUUUAGGGUUGCAUUAGCGGCGUUGCAGAGAUAAACUGAAACAUCCAUAAAUUUUGUGCGUUAUCAUGAACAGCGUCGAGGUAUUAUUUUUUUUAUUUUAUUUUUAUUUUUUAUUUUUUUUUUAAGAAAA